Carassius auratus (goldfish) is the source of this 5230-nucleotide messenger RNA. Its product is annotated as sodium/hydrogen exchanger 6-like. Lineage: Eukaryota; Metazoa; Chordata; Actinopteri; Cypriniformes; Cyprinidae. The transcript has 16 exons. Gene Ontology annotation, biological process: potassium ion transmembrane transport; sodium ion import across plasma membrane; regulation of intracellular pH. Gene Ontology annotation, cellular component: plasma membrane; recycling endosome. Gene Ontology annotation, molecular function: potassium:proton antiporter activity; sodium:proton antiporter activity. The record is from RefSeq and is a predicted model, not a curated record. Bases 158 to 2239 code for a protein of 693 amino acids.
GACGUCACGCGCAGUGGGCAGGGCCUCGCUGGGAAUCAGGAACAAUCUACAGCAGCCUAUGAUUGUAUCUGCUAAUGCGAAUGCUUGUGUUCAGCGAUCGUGAGCACUAAUAGUGCAUUACUCUUCUUCUGUCUUUCCACGUUAAAGAAAUGCCAACAUGGGCUCUACAUGUGAAAUCAACGCCGCGAUGAGUGUUUGGAGAAGACUGUCUCUGUUUGUUUUGGCGAGCUCCCUCUGCUCGCGCCUGUGCCGAGCUGAAGACAGUGCGAUGGAGAACAUCGUGACAGAGAAGAAAGCCGAAGAAAGCCACAGGCAAGACAGCGCCGAUCUGCUGGUCUUUAUCCUGCUCCUCACCCUGACGAUCUUGACCAUAUGGUUGUUCAAACACCGCCGCUUCAGGUUUCUGCACGAGACGGGACUGGCGAUGAUAUAUGGGUUGCUUGUGGGUGUUGUACUGCGAUAUGCUAUUCAUGUACCCAGCGACAUGAACAAUAUUACACUGAGCUGUAAUGUCACUGCCAGUCCAGCCACACUGCUGGUGAAUGUCAGUGGUAAGUUCUAUGAGUACACACUGAAAGGAGAGAUCAGUGGCAGUGAAGUCAAUGACAUUCAGGACAACGAGAUGCUCCGCAAGGUGACCUUUGACCCAGAGGUCUUCUUCAAUAUUCUCUUGCCUCCCAUAAUUUUCCAUGCUGGAUACAGUUUAAAACGAAGACAUUUCUUCAGGAACCUGGGCUCCAUUCUUGCCUACGCGUUUGUGGGAACCUUGGUGUCUUGUUUCAUCAUUGGGUCAUUAAUGUAUGGCUGUGUGAUGCUGAUGAAGCAAAUCGGCCAUAUGGGUGGUGAUUUCUUCUUCACCGAUUGCCUUUUCUUUGGUGCCAUUGUCUCAGCCACUGACCCAGUGACCGUUCUGGCCAUCUUCAAUGACCUGCAGGUGGACGCUGACUUGUACGCGCUGCUGUUUGGAGAAAGUGUUCUGAAUGAUGCCGUCGCUCUCGUACUGUCCUCGUCAAUUGUUGCAUAUCAGCCUGAGGGAGACAACACUCACACGUUUGAAGCCAUGGCCAUGCUGAAGUCCUUUGGAAUCUUCCUGGGGGUCUUCAGUGGUUCUUUUGCUCUUGGAGUGGCAACUGGAGUCGUAACUGCAUUGGUUACUAAGUUCACUAAGCUUAGGGACUUUCCAUUGCUGGAGACGGCACUGUUCUUCCUCAUGUCCUGGAGCACAUUCCUACUGGCCGAGGCAUGUGGAUUUACAGGUGUGGUGGCGGUUCUGUUCUGUGGAAUGACACAGGCACAUUACACCUUUAACAAUCUUUCUCCUGAAUCUCAGGAAAGGACAAAACAAUUAUUCGAGCUUCUGAAUUUUUUGGCUGAGAACUUCAUAUUUUCCUACAUGGGCUUGACAUUGUUUACCUUCAAGAACCACGUCUUCAACCCAAUCUUCAUAGUGGGCGCAUUCCUGGCUGUGUUUCUGGGCAGAGCGGCGAACAUCUACCCCCUCUCCUUCCUGCUGAACUUGGGCCGUAAAUACAAGAUCAGCCCCAACUUCCAGCACAUGAUGAUGUUUGCAGGUCUUCGUGGCGCCAUGACCUUUGCCUUGUCAAUCAGGGACACGGCCACGUAUGCGCGGCAGAUGAUGUUCUCCACCACGCUGCUGGUGGUCUUCUUCACCGUUUGGAUCUGCGGUGGAGGCACAACUCAGAUGCUGUCCUGCCAGAAAAUCCGUGUUGGAGUAGACACCGAUCUGGAGAACUUUAUCGGCCCUGAUGGAGUGGAGAGGAGGAGCACUAAACACGAGAGCGCCUGGUUCUUCAGGAUCUGGUACAACUUUGAUCACAAUUAUCUCAAGCCCUUUCUGACCCACAGUGGCCCACCGCUCACUGCCACACUCCCAGCCUGCUGUGGCCCUCUGGCACGUUGCCUCACCAGCCCACAGGCGUAUGAGAAUGAGGAGCAGCUGAAAGACAGCGACUCGGACCUGAUCCUGAACGACAGUGACAUCACGCUGACGUACGGUGACAUCACUGUGAGCACAGAUGCAACGGGCGCUCACACGAGCGGGACGCCCGUCGGAAGAGUGACUGUGCACUCUGACGAGGCUCUGGACCGAGAGCUGGCGUUUGGCGACCACGAGCUGGUGAUCCGAGGCACCCGCUUGGUCCUGCCCAUGGAUGAUUCGGAGCCCCCGCUGCCUCUAGACUCCCAUCGCUACCGGCACAAGAACGAAUCGAUGAGUUGAACGGCCCGAGCCUCUUCUCUCUAACAUGUCUCAUCCAGAGUGAUCUCUCUCAGCACUUCUCCUGUCUCUGAAGUGGCUGGUUUGAUGUCUCUACCUCAUUUGUCACUCUUUCUUUUACAUCAGAAAUCUCAAUUAUUUAUCUACUUCUCUUGUGCAAGGCUAUUUUUUUUCUGUUUACAGCCGCCAAUCAGACCACUUAGCAUCUGACAUCACAUAUCGAAAGCAUGUUCUGGUUUCUCUAAGGUUAUCAUGACAACAGAAUAAGCAUAUUUUAAUUGUCUGUAAAGCAAGGCGUAAAAUUGCCAUGACCUGGCCUGCAUGCUUAUUUGUGUCCUCUCUUGACGUGCGAGCGCUUGUUUAGGAGAUGUGAAGAGUCCGCCGCACAUUCCUGUGGGUCUGAUGCUUUUUACUGCCUUGUGUCUUUGUGAGCGUCUGACAGAGGCGUGCUGGCUGGUGGCUCUGGGUUUGCUGUGCAGUUACAAUCAAGUGCCUGUCGAAUGUAGUUUCCCCUCCUUUUGAGCAAAAUGACACUCUUUGCCAUCCACUAGAGGGAGGCCUUGUAUUUUGAUACUGUAUUGUUCGUCUGAGCUGUGCGGUAACUUGUGAUUGGCUGUAGAGGUGUGCUUGGAUCUUACAUUGUGACCUUUGACUGUGAAUCUCUGAAGGUUUUUACGCCUUGUUUGUGUUAUCGUUCAGAAGAAAGAGAGCCAUUCAUACGGUGCACUUUCCUUUUUUUCGUUGUUGUAACAUUUUUCUAAAACGACUAAGAAUAGAGAUAAUUUUUCUUUCUUUUUUUGUCUUAUGUAGUUUAAAUGGUUUAUGAACUAAAUGUCAUGUUUGAUUACGAAGGUCUAAAAUAACAUGCGUUUGACAUCGGGAUUACAAACGGCAAAAAAUUAAGAGAAGAUUGCCGUACUUUUUGUAGUAGGGCCAUCUAGCAUAAUGCAUUGAGCAAACAGUUAAAAAAAAAGAAAGAAAGAAAUGCUAAUGACUUUAUUCCUAACUUUUUGCAUGACAUGUCAUGUGGAGAAGUAUAACCCUCCACGUUUCCUCCCAGUUCUAAUCAAUUGAAAAUUCUUUACCUAUCUAGAUUAGUGAAGAGCAUCGCAUCAACACCGGUGUGAUUUUUACAUUGGUUGGAGUUCAGAUUUUAGACUAAUUUUUAAAGGGCUGAAUGAAUCAAAGAAGUUUUAAUGUUCACAUCUAUGAAAAGAAAGAACAUUGUACGAGGCGUCAAGUUCUGUUUGAUGGUUUCAGGCUGGACAGGCAACUGAAAAAAUGGGGUUGGAUUUGCAUGCAGUAAAUUCUCUGUUAAUGGCAUUACAGUAAGAUCUUUACUUUUAGACCUGCAUCCCAAUUUACAUGCACUACAUCCAAAACAGAUGGUGAGGAUUAGAAUUAGGGCCUCCCAAAUUGUUUAACUUUUCUCAUAAUUUGAGAUUUUUUACAGAAUCUGUAAGGUGUUCAGCAUUUUUUUUAUUUUUAUUAAUUAAACUGAUAUUUAAGUAUGUUCAACUACACAAAAUCAUAAAAGUGAAAUUACACCGGUUACUCAAUCCAAAAGUUUACAUUCCCUUGGUUCAUCAUUCUGUUUGACAACCCUAUCAAUGUGAUGUUUAUACUUGAAUCUCUUAUGUAAGAUAUAUAUAUAUAUAUUAAUGAUAAUAAUAAUAAUAAUAAUAAUAAUAAUAAUAAUUAUUAUUAUUAUUAUUAUAAAUUCUACAAUGGGUACAUGGGUACUUUUGAGUUUAAUAGACAAUUUCAUGAUGUCCUGGUACUUUCUGUCAUACAGUGUACUUUCCCAUCCUCAGUAAAAUGUACAUGCUUUAAGUUUGCACUAGAAGUAUGUAAAUUGGGAUGCAGGUAAUGAUUUAGUGAGAUUACAUGAUGAGUCAUGACCCAAGAAAAUGAAGGAACGCAAGUAGAGGAGCAAACAGAUCUUUUGUAGAAUCUGGUCCAUGUGUUAGUAGAUUAUCUAUUGCUUUCUGUCUGUUUGUGAACUGUAUAGAAACUGCUGUUGUGUGGAUGUUGUCUGGCCAGGGUGGCAUCAUUGACUGCGCAGCAGGAAGUGUGCUGGAAAACUGCACAGGCUGUGGAAAGAGAGGAUGAUGGCUGGUCAUGACAGUAGCAUUAGAAGCCUUCGACACAGAUAUGUCCUGCUGUGCAGGGUGAUGUGAGGGGGGGCCCCAGUAUUGUAAUGCACAGGAACAGUGUGUGUGUGUUUGAAUAGACAGAAGAGUUAAGCAUUAUUAGCAGAUUUGCACAUUCGUUUUUGUUUUUAAUUUGGUUUAAAAGUGACAUACCUGAAAAAAUUAUGUUCUAAUGUAUGUAAUGUUCUUUGUCUGAGCAUCAUGAUGAACUCCAAUACAGAUCGUCCUUUUUUUUUUUUUUUGUCCUUUGAGAAAUUCAGACAUCCUGCUAAAUUCUUCUUUUGUGGAAAACUAAUGAUUAGAAGAGAACAAAAAAGUAUUGAGUGCCUGUAAUACCUGUUUGCAGCAGGAUUUCUUGCGUUUGCAAUACUUGAGAAUGAAUCUUGUACCUUUUAAGAGCAGAACCUAUGAGUAGUGAAUCUAUGAGAUGGAUAUUGAGUGGAACGGAUGAACUAGAAGUUUCUGUACAUUGUAAAGAUACCGUUCCAGAAAAGAAUUCCAUUUAUUAAGGGGUGUGAUUACUUGGAUUAAACCUUUUUUCUUUUUAAACACUUGUAUAAUCUAUGUCGUCCUCCAAAAAUGCGAAGAAUGAGCGCUUGAGUGUAAGACUAAAGAGACCUGUGCAUCCCAGCCAGUCCAAAGUAGCAGAAGCAAGCUGAACGGACUUUAAUGGUGGUAUAUGUGCAGUUUGUUCUGGUACACAGCUGUGUGUUAGUCACACGAUGUGCAGCUCUACUCUAAUGUGUUGCAGGUACUGACUUUUUACAUCUGUGUAAAUAUUCUCAUCUGUUCAUGUGUGUGCAAUGGUCAAUAAACUGAAGCCUGUGCUUUAGAUUAAAUC